This is a messenger RNA of Cherax quadricarinatus, 3856 nucleotides long. Lineage: Eukaryota; Metazoa; Arthropoda; Malacostraca; Decapoda; Parastacidae. The record is from RefSeq and is a predicted model, not a curated record.
UGUCGACCGAGUAAGACGUGUGUUGCGGACUUCUCUCGUGGACGAUGGUGUGUUGUUGAGUAUUUAAUAUUAUAAGGCUCACUUGUUUUACAAUUUAAUAUUCUUGUCUUCUCCAAGAAUAAUUACAAGCAGUAAUAAAAACUUACCUGCUUGUGGUAUCCAGGAAUUAUUCUUUACACAACUGACGGAAGUGUUUACUUUGAGUGAGCAUUAAUGUUUCAGAUAAAUGAUAAUAACAAAGAGGAUAUAUUGUAAGUGUAUCACAAGAAAGCAACGGGAAGAAGUCUGGUGAAGCAUCAGCUUAGUGAGGACGUCAGCUUACUCUACAGUGAAUGAGAAAUUUCUACAUAUCACUGGCAUCCCAGGAGUGAAGAGUGGGUGAAACAUCAGAGACGGAGGCGAUGAGAUUACGCCCAGAGGCUCGCUGCACCAGCACACACUACCUGCAGCCUCCCUCUGAUUUGUUUCUGGCCUUUGACGCUCCGGAUGUGUGAGGAGGAAGGAUACUCUUUUAUCACGCUGGUGCGUUGAGGCGAGAGCAGUGAGCCGACCUUCCGAGCGCAGUAACCCACAAGAGAAACGGGGAAUACGUCUAUGAGCGAAAUCGAUGGCGGCUGGAGGAUAGAGCGGCAUCAUUCCCUUCAGUGACGCCCUCCUUGAUACUCUGCUGACCCAGGAAGCAGGCAGGCAAACACACACAGGCAGAUAGACGCCUCGCCACACUGUCAUCUUCCUCCUCUCUCUCUCUCUCUCUCUCUCUCUCUCUCUCUCUCUCUUCUAUCUCUCUCUGUCUAUCUCUCUCUCUUUCUCUCGACCCUCAGCUUGAGAGGGGCCAUCGUGUGAGGACCCAAGUGUUGUGAGUGUGUGUUGAUGGCGCUGCCGCCACCUCCUUCCUGCCGCUCCACGCUGCCACCGUCCUAACAUCCCUGACCCUUGUCUUAUGAAGGAGCCACGCAGUAUUAUCCUCGAGCUACACGUUCAAUAGCUAUCUGUAACGUUUUCCCAGUGACAUCUGAUGAAACAAUUGACCCAGCAUGUUGGCACGUCAUAGUAGACGCCAUUGAAGACGUAUGUUGCAGUGUGAGAAUUCGUAGCUCAAUAUAUUGCCUAAUAUUAUAUCGCUGUUGUUGUUGGUUGAACUUAACUUUUGGGGAUUUUAAGUAAUCGGUGUUAAUUUAUAUGUAAUAUAGAAAAAAUCUGGAUUUUAAUUUGUUUUUAUGUAUACAUCAGUAUUUCAUAUUAUAUUACAUCGUAAAUUCUUGUUAACGUUUUGAAGUUUGUGUUUGGCAGUGUAUAGUGAUGUGUGAUCCGUGAAGUUGGUGCCGGGAAACACCGAUCAUCUGUGAUACUGAAACCAAAUGUUUGAUAAGAAAUUUAUAUUUAAAAUAUCCGACUCAGUGUACAGAAAUAUAGUCCUGUGCUGCAAAAUUCUUGUAACAUUCCCGUCUAAAGUUGUAGAAAAGGAGAGAACUGCAACAAUUUAAAGUCAUUAUUUAGGCAACAAAAAUUUUUGGAAAACCCGGACGUCCAUCGACAGACGGCGCGAAGAAUUAUUAUGGAAAUUGGUGCUUAGUCACGAGGAAGGACAGUUAGACCACGAUUUAUGGGCAAGUUCUCAAAAGGAGAGAGCAGGGAAAGUUUACGACUUGCACCUUUUCAUUGUUUUAUGGUUCUCAAGAUUCGUGGGACUGAAGACUUAACAGCAAAAUCAAAUGCUGUAAGGAGCGCCUAAGAGCUUCUAAGAAUAUUACUUUGAAUUCAAAAAGGAUUUUUAUAAGCCUUGAGAUGGCAGUGACAAGUGAAGAUUGAAUCUGGUGUGCAGAUCGCUGUUCCUUCUACAUGGUGCUGUGAUUCUGCCUGAGCUGCCUGCUGAUAACGCAGCUGACACAGCAUAUUGAGGGUCAACACUACCCGUGGGCCACUCCAGCCAACGCCCUGUUGAUUCAUCACUGUAUCAACACAUCAAAUUGUAUUCCAUUUUGUCACGAAAGUCAUAUUGGUCUUAAAUACUGAGUAACCUAUGGACUAUGUUAGUCCGUUAAUUGAGAGAGUCAUAUCCUCCUCUCGCAUCAUUAGUGUUAAAGGUAAUCCAGAGUAACAGUUUAACGAGGAAUAUUAAGGCUGGAACCAUUAGUUGCCACUCACUGAUGUUUAUUUAAUGAGGAAUUUGACCAAGUCAUCAUUUAUCACUCGACUGUCUGUACACCGUGAAGUUGCAGCAUUUAACUUGACUCGUUGAAGUGACAGUAAUCACACUUCAGUACUUCGGCAUAGCAUAGCCUCGUGCUCAACAGUCAAAGAUUCGAGCCUCCACUAAUACUUGUGCUGUAUGACCCAAAGGAGUUUAGCGCUUCACAAGAAGUAAUAAGUCGGAAAAGCGGUUUAAAUAUUGAAUGCUGAAGAGUAUUUUAUUUUCACUGGAUUUAAAAAUGCUAAGGCUGGUUAUACAUACGACGUAAAUGUCCGUAGAGAGUGACAGAAUAUCGUAGCGUUGACAUUGAUGAUCGUCUAGCCUAAAUAACAUUUUCAAGACGCUUAUCUCAAACUUUCAUUCUAAGAUUUAAAUCAGCUAUCGGUGGCCUACCACGAAUAGUGAUAGUCUUCUUGUGCUUAGAGAAUAUUGAUAAAUCAGAAGCCUGAGUGUGUGUGUGUAUCAGUAGUGACGUGAUAAAGAUUUAUUUUAGAGAAUUUCAAAAUUGGAACAGACAAAAUUAUUAAUAGAAAACAGACUUGUGAGAGUGAAGGCUCACGAGAGCACCAGGUAGCCACAAUGGUUAAGAUGGUCCCUCGCCGCGGGUGGCUGCGGCUCUCGUUUCUGGGCCUGCUCGCCGCUUGCGCCCUGGUGUAUGUGUACUACUACUCUUCGGGCACUCCUAACUCCCACCUGCUGAAGGAUAAGCCGCAGGAGGCCGCCAGGGGAACAGGGGCUGAGCGGAGGGCAGAGAGGCAGAGUGAGGUCCAGGAUGACGGUCCUGGGCAGUCCGUCCCUGCCCACCAGUGCCGGGCCAUCAUGGCUCCCAAGACAGAUGUCAACACCGUCGACCAGUUCCCCAAGUUCGAGUUCCAGCCAGCGUGGAUGCGUGGCAAGGAGUUCUGGGACACGAACUUCGAGAAGCGCUACCUCAAGAGGCGAGCUAAGUGGAAAAAGCUGCCACUUAAGGUGUUUUUGAUGCCGCACUCUCACAAUGAUCCUGGAUGGCUCAAGACCUACGAGGAGUAUUAUUUCCACCAGACCAGCAAGAUCCUUCAGAAUAUGAUAGAGAAACUCAGGUUGCACACCAACAUGACCUUCAUAUGGUCAGAAAUUUCCUUCCUCUCUCUAUGGUACGAAAGAGCGCACCCGACGCUGAGGCAGCAGUUGAAGGAGCUGGUGUCGUCGGGCAGACUGGAAAUAGCUACGGGUGGCUGGGUCAUGACGGACGAGGCUAAUGUUCACCUCUACGCCAUGCUUGACCAACUUAUUGAAGGUCACCAGUGGUUGUCUAAUGUUCUAGGAGUACAGCCAGUCAGUGGUUGGUCCGUUGAUCCUUUCGGACAUGGUGCGGCAGUGCCGUACUUACUUCAAGAAUCAGGAGUGAAGGCUACUGUCGUUCAGCGGAUACACUAUGCAUGGAAACAGUGGUUAGCUGAACAGCAGCUCGGAGACUUUCAGUGGAGACAAGUGUGGGACUCUGCAGGAGAUAAUGAUAUCCUUUGUCACAACCGCCCUUAUGAUAUCUACUCUAUCAAACAUUCCUGUGGCCCUCAUCCUCAGAUCUGCCUUGGAUAUGACUUCCGCAAGGUUGGCCAUUAUAGAACUCUUAUUGUGAAUUUUUAAAGCUCUUUAAAAUAUAUAUAGAACUUUUUUAAUGUAAAG